AUGAUUAUUGGCGGGAUACUCGUAUUGCUGUCCAGAAAAGUUAUUUUCUCGCAGAAAUCUUUUUCAUAUGAGAGAUGUUCAAUUCAAGAAUUCGAUAAACCAUGGAUUGCUACUCUUUUCAUGUCUAUAGGAUUAUCAUUUUCGAACAUUAUAUACAAGCUUAUGCUCGUUUUUGAUGCGAAAAACUAUCGACUAUUCACAAAAAUUGAAUUUCGCUUAUAUCUACAAGGCCUAACAAUAGCCAUUCUUGAUAUUAUCUAUUCAACUCUAUACAGUAUUGCCAUAGUAUUGAUAAAAGAGCAAUAUGCCACGUUAUUUAGAUUUGUCAUCAUAUUAUUUACAGCUUGUCUAAGAAGAGUCUGGCUAAAAGAAAAGCUUCUUGCAUAUUCAUAUACAGCACUCGUAAUUGUUACGAUCGGUGUCGUUCUUUCUUCAAUUUCCGUUAUUUAUGAUCAAUUAAAGGUAGAUACUAUUAAAUACAAUGCCACUUUCUUUAUUGCGCUCACACUACAAAUUUUGGCGCAAUUAGCCUUAUCAAUUAAGACAAUUCUCGAAGAACAAAUUUUACAUCAGAAUGACGUCCAUCCAACAUGGUUUUGCGGUGUCAUUGGUAUUUAUGAAACAGUUAUCAUCCUAUUCAUGGUAUACCCAAUUGUUAAUUUCAUUCCUGGAAAAACAGGAGCCGGAUUAUCCGAAAAUUUUUGCGAUGCAAUCAAAAUGAUUGGACAUUCUAAAGUUUUAAUCAUUGAGUUUGUAUUGUUUCCGCUUAUUGAGCUGUUUUAUAAUGUUGGAAUCCUAGGAGUUAUUUUUUCCACCAGUGGAAUCCACAAAAUUGUUUUUGAAAUGGUUUACACUUCAUUUGCAUGGUUUAUUGAGUUAUUUAUAUAUUACGCGAUGAAAGGAAAUGUAUUCGGCUUAGCAAAGGAUAUGGGAGCAAAAUGGGAUAAGUACAGUCCAAUGAGAUUAGUUGGAAUAGUUUUGAUUUUCAUUGGCUCCCUUCUUUACUCAAAAACAAUCAAAUGCAAAUGCUACGAAUACGAACAAGCUGAUACUCAAGUAUUCAGAUUAUCUGAAGUUUGUUCUAUCGAUCAUGAAGUUUGA
This is a messenger RNA of Trichomonas vaginalis G3, 1101 nucleotides long. RefSeq names its product negative regulation of mitochondrial outer membrane permeabilization protein. The coding region runs from base 1 to 1101 and encodes 366 amino acids. The record is from RefSeq and is a predicted model, not a curated record. Gene Ontology annotation, cellular component: intracellular membrane-bounded organelle; membrane. NCBI's taxonomy places the organism in Eukaryota, Parabasalia, Trichomonadida, Trichomonadidae. The transcript has a single exon.